CUCCACUCUAACCGCAAUGACAUGCAUCUUGCAGCUUCAUCUUUGGGGCACAUCCACUGUGUUGUGAUGAUGCAUCUGUAGAGAGCAGAAACAAACAGACAAGCAGAGCAUUGAAAUAUCAACAACCGAGGAGACACAGGGCGCACAGUAAUCCAAAACUUAGCCCGGGUAAGCCGCCGCGCAAUGAUUAUUCGAUAGCGGAGCAGCAGAGACACGGCUGGGCAUAACAUCCAUCCAUGUGUAAUCUCACUAAUUGGGCCAAGUAUAAAACCGACGGGAAUCACAUGUCCUCAGCUUAUUCACUCACUCAGCAUCAAUCUCAAGUAUUUCCAAACAAACAAAGCAUCUAAACUUCAAAAAACAUCUCAAAAUGGCCAGCUGGCAGGCAUAUGUCGCUUCGUGGAUGGUGUGGUGGAGGUUCAAGGGCUCCCUUCAAACCGUCAAGGCCCUUCGCCAGCGCAUUGAAACCGAUCGCCAAACCAAGAGCACGCGGCCCCCAGCGCAUCUGGAAACGCAGUUCACCAUCGAGGAGCGCCAUCUCGGAGGCUGCACCCUGUAUGAUGUAGCGCCCAAGUCUGAGAUGCCGAACCAGGCACGGAUUCUUUACCUCCAUGGCGGCUGUAAUUUGUUUGAGAUUGAUGCCGCACAUUGGCAGAUGGUGGCGGCGCUGGCGGAGCGGCUGCGAGCCGUUGUAACGGUAGCGAUAUUCCCGCUGGCACCAGAACAUACCCUGAUGGAGAUUUUCGAUGCGGUAAGGCCGGUCUAUGAUGAUCUUGCUUUGCCGUCGCAGGAUAAGACGCCGUUCUUCGUGGUGGGAGAUUCGACGGGCGGCAGCAUGGGCAUCUCGCUCACCCAGGAGGCGCUCAAAUCAGGACGGCCAGCGGCAUCUCGACUCGCAUUCAUGUCUCCCUGCGUCGAAUUUACCUUUCAUAACCCAGAGGUACGGCAAGCCGCCCAGACAGACCCGUGGCUGGAUAUCCCGGGCUUUGAGGAGGCGGUGCGGUAUCUUUGCCCGGAUGUGUCGCCGGAUGAUGCGCGAGUGAGCCCUCUUUAUGGAGAUGUUAGCCAGCUGCCGCCGACGAUGAUAUUUGCCGGAUCAACGGAGAUGUUGACGCCGGAUAUCAGGAAGUUUGUGGCCAAAGUAAGGGAGCAGGGACGAGAGAUUGAGUAUGUCGAGGGAGAGGGCAUGAUGCAUGUCUGGCCGUUGGUGCAGUUUCUGCCAGAGGCGAGAGAGGCCGUGGAUAAACUGGUGCGCUGGCUAGAGUACGGCAAGAGUUAAUAAUGAGGCUAAGAGGAGGAGUAUCUUGGAUUGUUGUGAGGUUGGUGACCAGGGUAAGUAGAUGAUCAAAGAAGCGGGUUUGGGAAUUUGCACUUUUUUAUUUUGCAUCAGAGGAUUUGGUAAUGAUUUGGAUAUACCUAUAUGUACCUAGAAUGAUCUAUAGCCGCGUGGAUGUUAGCAGACGAACAGAAUAAUGCCGUGUUCAAUAUUGAAAUGGACAAGAAAAAUCAUAAUUGGUA
Messenger RNA from Trichoderma harzianum CBS 226.95, 1518 nucleotides. RefSeq lists its product as hypothetical. The record is from RefSeq and is a predicted model, not a curated record. Gene Ontology annotation, molecular function: hydrolase activity. NCBI's taxonomy places the organism in Eukaryota, Fungi, Ascomycota, Sordariomycetes, Hypocreales, Hypocreaceae. The transcript has a single exon. Bases 371 to 1279 code for a protein of 302 amino acids.